Molecule: messenger RNA, 204 nt
Organism: Dibothriocephalus latus
Lineage: Eukaryota; Metazoa; Platyhelminthes; Cestoda; Diphyllobothriidea; Diphyllobothriidae
Source: the annotation of a GenBank genome assembly
CGUUACUUCGUUGUGCCGGCUUUCACGGAGGAGCAAAGACAAGUGCCAUUUGGACGAGUAAACCACAACAAGUAUAUGGUUACGGACAAAACACUCUACAUCGCAGUUAUUGUACAGGACAGGCUGAAAAGGACCACUGUCGUUUAUGCCAUGCAGCCGCAGAAGCUCGACGAAAGAAGUGCCUGGAUUCUCGCCUACUACUAA